This is a messenger RNA of Miscanthus lutarioriparius, 1164 nucleotides long. NCBI's taxonomy places the organism in Eukaryota, Viridiplantae, Streptophyta, Magnoliopsida, Poales, Poaceae. The record is from the annotation of a GenBank genome assembly.
AUGGCGGACCAGGCUAACCAACCCACUGUCCUUCAUAAGCUCGGUGGCCAGUUCCACCUGAGCUCCAGCUUCUCUGAAGGUGUACGGGCCCGUAACAUCUGCCCUUCUGUCUCAUCUUAUGAAAGGAGAUUUACCACGAGAAACUACAUGACCCAGAGCCUUUUUAGCCCUUCAAUGUCUGUUAGCGGUGGCAUCAAUGUCCCAGUGAUGCAGAACCCGCUUUUUGCCAAUGCUCCAGCUGAGAAAGGAGGCAAAAACUUCAUGAUUGAUUUCAUGAUGGGUGGUGUUUCAGCUGCUGUUUCAAAGACUGCUGCUGCUCCCAUUGAGCGUGUGAAGCUGCUUAUUCAGAACCAGGAUGAGAUGAUUAAGUCUGGUAGGCUGUCAGAGCCAUACAAGGGUAUUGGUGACUGCUUCAAACGUACCAUUAAGGAUGAGGGUUUCUCUUCCUUGUGGAGGGGUAACACCGCUAAUGUUAUUCGUUACUUCCCUACUCAGGCUUUGAACUUUGCAUUCAAGGACUACUUCAAGAGGUUGUUCAACUUCAAGAAGGACAAGGACGGUUACUGGAAGUGGUUUGCUGGUAACCUCGCUUCUGGUGGUGCUGCUGGUGCUUCCUCUUUGUUUUUUGUGUACUCCCUGGACUACGCCAGGACAAGGUUGGCCAAUGAUGCCAAGGCUUCCAAGGGAGGAGGUGAAAGGCAAUUCAAUGGUCUUGUGGAUGUCUACCGCAAGACACUCAAAUCUGAUGGCAUUGCUGGGCUUUACCGUGGAUUUAACAUCUCUUGUGUUGGAAUUAUUGUUUACCGUGGUCUGUACUUCGGGCUCUACGAUUCUAUCAAGCCAGUUCUCCUCACCGGCAGCCUCCAGGACAAUUUCUUUGCCAGUUUCGCUCUGGGUUGGCUGAUCACCAACGGUGCUGGUCUUGCAUCUUACCCCAUUGACACCGUCCGCAGAAGGAUGAUGAUGACCUCUGGUGAGGCCGUCAAGUACAAGAGCUCCUUGGAUGCGUUCCAGCAGAUACUUAAGAAGGAAGGCCCCAAGUCCCUGUUCAAGGGUGCUGGUGCUAACAUUCUUCGUGCCAUUGCUGGUGCUGGUGUGCUUUCUGGUUACGACCAGCUCCAGAUCCUCUUCUUCGGGAAGAAGUACGGCUCUGGCGGUGCUUAA